This is a messenger RNA of Panonychus citri (citrus red mite), 1410 nucleotides long. RefSeq names its product soluble NSF attachment protein 29-like (gene Snap29). The transcript has 2 exons. The coding region runs from base 152 to 949 and encodes 265 amino acids. Gene Ontology annotation, molecular function: SNAP receptor activity; syntaxin binding. The record is from RefSeq and is a predicted model, not a curated record. Gene Ontology annotation, biological process: synaptic vesicle fusion to presynaptic active zone membrane; exocytosis; synaptic vesicle priming. Lineage: Eukaryota; Metazoa; Arthropoda; Arachnida; Trombidiformes; Tetranychidae. Gene Ontology annotation, cellular component: SNARE complex; plasma membrane.
UAACUGUUUUUUAUUUUCUUGUUUUCCUUUUGGUGUUUAAAUUACAUUGAGCUCUUCGUUUUUUUUUUCUUCUAACUUGUGAUAUUUCUGUUCGUUUAUCUCAAUUUUGGUGAUUAUCUUUUAGUUAACCUGGUGUGAGAUAUAAAUAACCAUGUACAAGGUUGAUGAAGUUGAUGAUUACACUUUUCUUAAUCAUCCUCAGCAAGGAUCUUCCGGUUAUCUAUUGGGCUCGGAUGAAUCUAAUUCCAAUAAAGCUUGGCUUGAAAGGAGACAACAGCUAUUGGAAGAGAGGAAAAAAAUUGAAGACAGAACUUUAGAAUCAUCUAAAAGGUCAUUGGGAGCCUUGUAUGAAGCUGAAAGUACUGGUAUUGAAACGGCUCAAGCCUUAGUCCAUCAAAGGGAACAAUUAGAGAAUACGGAAAGAAAUUUGGACACAAUUAACAACAUGAUGAGACAAAGUCAGAAACAUUUAAAUGCCAUGAAAAGUAUAUUUGGUGGAUUCAAAUCAAUGUUUUCUAAGAACAGUGAUCAAGCCAAUAAGCCUACACCCAUUACCCCAAUUGAUAAUCGCUCUAAAUCAAUCUUAGCCUCUAACCUUGAAAAUAUCCAAAGAGAGGCCUCUCAAAGUAGUGCUCAAAAUCAUCCAGCACUUGCCAAUCGUGGACUUGAUACAUCAGGUUUUCGAUUUGAUGAUGACAAUGAUGGACCUACAAGUCCAACAAGGGUUAAAGCUCCUGGAGAUAGAUCACAAAUGGUAGAGCAACAAUUAGAUCGUAAUCUUGAUGAAAUGGGCCUUGGAUUAAGCCGAUUGAAAAACCUAGCAGCCGGAUUAUCACAAGAGAUUGAUGAACAUAAUGAAAUGCUCCCUAGGAUUAUGAUGAAAGCCGAACGAGCAGAAGACACUUUACAAUAUCAAAAUAGACAAAUUAAUAUACAAUUGAAGAAAUAAUCGUUCUCAAGUGACUUGUGCCUGUUUCACCGAGAAGAUUUUUCUUCUUGAACCAGAAAAAUUCAGUUGAAUUCAUUUCCAUCACCAUCAAAAAAAGAAUCACAAUUUAGUGAAAAUGUUUUUUUUUCCUUCAAACUCGUUCCAUUUUCAAUACAUCAAUUUAACAAUGAAAACAGAACAAAGCAAAGUGAAUUGAUUGUAAGAUUAUUUCAUUUGAUGUACACAUGAUUUAAUUUCCUGUUGAUUGGUUGAUUGAUUAUCAGUAAACUCGAUGAUCAGCUAAUCCGACUGAUGGAUUAACCAUCAAACAAAACGCAAAGACAUUUUUACAAUUUAAUGAGCCAAAAUUAUUGUAACACUGAUGCUUAACUAUAUUUACAAUCAAUUGUAGUUACCAAACUGUACACAAUCAAAUUGUUUGUUUCAAUUUCAUGACAAUAAUAUUGUGAUUAUUAUUUUAA